This is a messenger RNA of Tribolium castaneum (red flour beetle), 1175 nucleotides long. RefSeq lists its product as uncharacterized. Lineage: Eukaryota; Metazoa; Arthropoda; Insecta; Coleoptera; Tenebrionidae. The transcript has 2 exons. The coding region runs from base 75 to 404 and encodes 109 amino acids. The record is from RefSeq and is a predicted model, not a curated record.
CGCUAGAGGUCGCCCCACUGACACUAGCGUGACAGCUGUCAUUUGAUCCGAAUUAGCGAGCCCCCUGCCCCAAAAUGACCCUCGAACGGGCCAUGGAGGACCUCACGGCGAAGAUGAAGAAAACCGACGAGAAACUCGACGAUUUGGCCUCACAGGUGGGCCACAUCGAGAGCGAAUUUCUGUUGGAAGACACGGCCGAAAUCGAGGUAAAUAACCUUCUCCGGUCGGUGAAUGAGGUGAAAACCAAUUACCAGAAUCUGCGAAAAGAGAUCGUCGAAGUGCAGGAUUUGCAAAAACAAUUGAGUACGUCGUUACAGCUGCAAUUGAAGAUGAUGCAAGCCAAGUGUAACACGUUGAAGGAGAAAGUGGGGGCCACUGCGGGGCCCCCGCGCCUCGAAAACUGAGUAUCUUUGUUGAUGGGGAAACUCAAACCUGAGCUAAAGCCAGGCGCUUUCUUGUGGGGGCAUGAGGGGGCUUGCAUGCACCAAAGCGACCCAAAUUCUAAGUUCAUUUGUGAUACAAUUGAAUAGUAGUGCACGACACGUCCUUUGGUUACUUUGUUUACAGUUCGACCAAAUCGAGUGCCUAAAGUGGGCGAAAUAUACCUUGGACUCGACUAUACAUACCCACGUAUAGUCACACCCAACGUAUAUUUUGCAACAAGCGGGCACUUUUCGUAGAAUUUUGCAUGCAUCAUAUCCUUUACCUAUUGUACAUAAUCAAUGUGGUAAAACUAUAUAUCAACUAUACUAAAAUGCAUGUUAGAAGUCAAUUGAUGUACAAGACUAUUACUUGCGCUAGCGCAAGACCUAGUUUUAGUCCAAAUUAUUGUGUAAUUAAUUAAAAUUCGUAAUUCGUACGAUCGGGCAAGGUAAGUGCAUGGCUGUGACUAAAAAAAUCGUUUUGCUUGCGAUUACGAAUUUUAAUCGUGUACCUGAGCAGAUUUUUGUGACGAAAAAACAACUCAAUGCCUUAAACACUGUACUUCCUCUCCAAUUUUUCGAUUUUUCGGCAAAAACUUUGCUCAAAUCUUAUAUCACCUAAGCACAACUUUUUCGGGGGAAAAACGUGGGAGAAAGUUUUUUUGGAGCACAAUAAUUAUAAUAAGGGCACGUUUGAUAGAAUUUUUUGUAACCGGUCAAACUGUGUUGUUCAAUAAACGAUUUAAACAACAA